AUGGUGCACAGGUUACACCUGAUCCUUAGCGUCCACGAGAUUGAGCGGUUAAUCAAGGAAGAACACGCGGACGUCAAUCUGAAAGACAUAGACGGCAGCACGGCUCUCCACGUUUCGCGGUCUUCGACGAUCGCUCGUACUCUGAUCGAGCACGGUGCCGAUGUCAACGCCAAGAAUUCUAGAGGAAUGUCUGCACUUCACCGUGCUCGCAACAUUGGCGUGGCUAAAGUAUUGCUUGAACACGGAGCUUUCGUAAACGCGGUGGACAACUACGGCAACACACCGCUUCAUCUCUGCAACGAUACGCAAACGGUGAACCUGUUGCUGCGUCACGGUGCAUCAAUCACCCAUCGCAACAUGAAGGGAGAGACACCGAUCCACAUGUCGACGUACGGCUCCAAGGUUAUCUCCUUGGCGAAGGCCGGGGCGGACAUAGAUUCGGUGGACAACGCGGGAAAAACUCUGUUGAUGAAGAAGGCCAGGUGUUUUUAUGUGUUCCGACUUCUCCGACCGCUUCUGGCCCUCAACCCCUCCGUAUUCCUGAAAGACAACGAUGGGAGGACGGCACUAGAUUUCACCGUCGAGGAAGGCGUUAAAGCGCACUUGAUUCGGUACGGGAAAGACCAGAACUGGCGUCGUAGGAAGACGCUAAUUCUCUUGAGAGAGAAGGCUCGGGUUUUUGUUGCAAUGGAAGACUGCGUGCUUAGGACGGUCGGGUUACCCACUGGUAUUUUCAGGAGUGUUUUGACUUUCCUGUGA
Messenger RNA from Ectocarpus siliculosus, 759 nucleotides. The record is from the annotation of a GenBank genome assembly. Lineage: Eukaryota; Phaeophyceae; Ectocarpales; Ectocarpaceae.